UAGUGCAUAGCAAUUUGUGCAGGUAGAUAAGUUACGAAACGCAUGCAUGGAAAUAUGUGAAUGACUCUCGUCUACCUGGUCACCUGAUCGGCAAAUUGAUUGACGGCAGAACAAUGAAAAACAGCUUUAUAUGUAUUGUACUUUGGCAGGCAAUCUUUGUCACCGUUUGUUUUGCCAAUGAGUUCGACCCCAGGUUUGCAUGUGACUUCAGUCGAGAUCUUUGCAACUGGAAAAACACCAACACAUCAGUGAUGUUUAAAAGAAAUAUGGGGGAAACUGGUAUUGAUGAUACUGGACCUACAGCAGGACAUACGGACGGGAGUAAUACGGACUAUUACAUCUACCUGGAAACAUAUGGCUCACCCAGAUAUGCAGGGCUGGUCAGUCCAAAAAUGGGAAGCGCAUGCGUCGUUGCUUGUUUCCGCUUCUGGUAUCACAUGUACGGACAAUAUGUCAACAGGAUAGAAGUUGGACUAAAUCAUGACAACCAUCCCCUGUUCAAUAGAUCUGGCGAUAAUGGUAACAUGUGGAAAUGUGCGACUGUUCCAAUCACCAGCUGUAACGAUAAACAGAUAUAUAUCCGUGCUUACGAAUCCCAAGAAGGUAUCAAGAGCCAGAUUGCAUUCGACGACCUUGCUCUGGCGUACGUCGACAAUAAACUUCAGUGUUCAGAAACCGUGUGUGAGGUAAAUGGUAGUGAUUUUACAUCAUCCACGAUAGCCAUGACUUCUACUACCCGUACUGUUUCUACAUUGCCUGUCACCAGUAGCACAACGCUUGACUUCGUCCCUAGUUCUUCUGGACCACCGACCACAUCCACGCCAACAUCUCUAUACCUGCUGAGCCUGUUAGCUGUUCCAUUUGUUGUACUUGCCAUCGGGAUAGUUUACAUAAUGAAAAGGAAAAGGAAUGGUAAGAGAAACUCUGGUGUAAACAAUAUAAGUUUAAACAAUAACAGACAUGAGCAUGAGGGUUAUUCGAGCGAUCCGACAAGGUAUGCUUCCCGAGGGCUGCCUGAUGCACCGGAAGAGGACGUCUAUUUGGAAAUAUUGGACGAUUUAAAAAGGCCAGAUGAUGGAGGAUAUAUCAACCCUGUGGGGAGGUCAGCUGAUGGGGACGACUAUACAGAUAUACCAGACAAGGUUACUGAGGGUGACAUGGAUAACACCGGCGAUCAAGGAUACAUAAGUGCGGUCGAUAUGGCGGACGUCAAACAAUCAAGGGAUCAUGACUCAGAUUUGCCUCGUGCACUUCCAUCUCUACCAGAUAUGAACUCAAAAGCAGAAAAGACUCCAUCAUCUUUCCCGGAAGUUGAUUAUCCUGAUGAUGAGAAGGAUGAUUAUCUCCAUCCAGUAGGAAAUACACACAAUAUUGACCAUUCCAAAAUGUCAAGCACGGCAGAAAACUUGUCUUCUGGUGAUGAUGACGACUAUUUGAAACCGACCAGAUCUGUCGUGAUACCUUCACGUUUCUUCUUAACAAAUGAGCAAAGUACACAGCCUCAGUAUGACAAUCAAAACACAAAUGACAAUAUGAAACGUGAAAGUUCUACAACAAUAUAAAAACAUCAGUCAAUUUACAGAGUGUCUUGUAAAGUAUCAAAAAGGAGAUCUUCUACUCUGUAAACAAAAAAGACAAAUAUGAAAUCGCCAAUAUUCUCGCUCAAAUUAGUAUUGUGUAAUUGUGAAAUCUAGUUUAGUUUGUCUUUUGCUUAUAUUCGGACCAAGAGAUACUUUCAACUUUAACUUUACUUCAUUUUACAAAAUGACAACAGUACACAUAUUGAUUAAAGCCAAUAGAGCAGCGGUUGUUAUGAAGUUUAUAUCAUCCGCUUGAAUCUACAAGGCAGAAUUUGUAUUCGGUAUUUAAUAAAAUUAUUACUUUAUAGCUAAUAAAUAUAUGCUAGUGCUGUCAAUUACAAUUAUCGUAUGUACUCUCCUAGGAAACUAGUAAUGGAUAUUAAAAUAGCUGGUGCCAUAUAUUACCAGUACUGGAGGAACCACUUGCCUUAGUAUUGUACUGUAGCACUUUGGUCCGCCUCCAGUGUUUGUGUGGGUCUUAAUGUGUCUUCUUAUUUCCUGCUGUCCUGUGGUUUCAACUUUGAACCUGCAUUCCAUUAGA
This is a messenger RNA of Mizuhopecten yessoensis (Yesso scallop), 2121 nucleotides long. RefSeq lists its product as uncharacterized. Lineage: Eukaryota; Metazoa; Mollusca; Bivalvia; Pectinida; Pectinidae. Bases 114 to 1562 code for a protein of 482 amino acids. The record is from RefSeq and is a predicted model, not a curated record. Gene Ontology annotation, cellular component: membrane. The transcript has 7 exons.